GCAUCCCAACGUACCACAAAAACAACCCAACAACUUCCCUCCCCAACCCCAUCCCACGAAACUCCCUUCGUGCAAUCAUGACCUCCACCUCCGCCACCACCUUCCCCUCGACUCCAUCGUGUUCGGGCGAAGGGUACAGGAAAAGGUUAACGUCGCCAAGCAUACAUUCCGGCAGGUCGUCCCUUCGCGCCCUGACCGUUUUUGAUGUGUCGGUGGUGGGAGGAAGACAAGCUAUAAACGUGAGUUUACCCCCGUCCUCGCGCCAGGACUCCUGCAUUGCAUGUUCCUCCGGAAGUGUUAGGCGGUCGGAGGCGGUUGCUGUGCGGAGGUCCUGAAGUUUGACGGGUUAAGGGCAAUGUUCAGUCUAUUUUAUGGUGGGGUUCGAGAGAGAGAAGACUGGGGGUACCUCGUCUUCCAUCCAGGCGUGGUAGGUCAGUACAUGGUGGGGCUCGUAUGGGACUAAGAGGAUUUUGGGAGAUUGGAGGGCUAGGCUUUAUUAGCGGAUAUCCGAAUAUCAGAGGGGGGGGGUUGGUUGGUUGGAGACCGGAGAGAGGAAGGGGGCUGGGUACAACACCGGUUUUGGAAUUGAGCUUCAUUGCGAUGGAAUGGGACGGGAUUGGAUGUGAUGUUACCGGUGGCGGCACCGUUGGUGGUUGUACUCGGGUAGGGACGAAAAAAUCGGAAAAAAUGUUCGGCAAGAUCCUGCGGUGAACCAGGUCAAUAGUGAGAAAGUUUGGAAAAAAAAAAAGGGGGGGCUUGGCAGACAUCAGAAAGUCGGAUGAUGGUGUUUGAAGAAGGCACAUUACUUGUACAGUUUUAAUUUGCUGCACCAGCACUGAGACAGCCCUGGCCACUGGCUGAGUUCUGAAUAGGCAUACAAGUAUCUAGCUG
This is a messenger RNA of Tuber aestivum (summer truffle), 891 nucleotides long. The record is from the annotation of a GenBank genome assembly. NCBI's taxonomy places the organism in Eukaryota, Fungi, Ascomycota, Pezizomycetes, Pezizales, Tuberaceae.